Molecule: messenger RNA, 5583 nt
Organism: Numida meleagris (helmeted guineafowl)
Lineage: Eukaryota; Metazoa; Chordata; Aves; Galliformes; Numididae
Gene: QSOX2
Product: quiescin sulfhydryl oxidase 2
Biological process (GO): protein folding
Cellular component (GO): Golgi membrane
Molecular function (GO): flavin-dependent sulfhydryl oxidase activity; protein disulfide isomerase activity
Source: RefSeq, a predicted model, not a curated record
CGGCGCGGCUGUACCGGGCCGGGGAGGACCCGCUGAGCGUGCUGGCGGCCGGCACGGUGCGGCGGGCGCUGCUCAACUCCUCGGCCGCUUGGGUGGUGCAGUUCUACAGCUCGUCUUGCGGACACUGCAUCGCCUUCGCCCCCACCUGGCGGGCCCUGGCGGGGGACGUCAAAGACUGGGAGUCUGCAAUUAGAAUUGGUGUGCUGGAUUGCGGGGAAGAAGAGAACUAUGAGACGUGUAAGGAGUAUGGCAUUCACUUUUAUCCAACUUUUAGGUUCUUCAAAGCGUUUACAAAGCAGUUUACAACCGGAGAAAAUUACAAAGCAGGAGCAGAUCGUGAGCUGCAAACAGUUCGCCAGAUGAUGAUUGACUUCUUGCAGAACCAUUCCCAAGAGUCAAGACCUCCUGCUUGCCCACCAUUGGAUCCAGUUUCGUCCAGUGAUGUUACUUCUCUCUUCGACAAGAAAACCUCUCAUUAUACUGCUGUUGUGGUUGAAAGUAAUAACUCCUAUGUUGGACGAGAGGUUAUUUUAGAUUUGAUCCAGUACGAAAGCAUUGUUGUAAAGAGAGCGCUGAAUUUUGAUAAGUCUUUCCUAGAGAAACUUGGUAUCACCUCAGUCCCUUCAUGCUACCUGGUGCAUCCGAAUGGAUCGCAUGGGUUAGUUAACAGUCUGAAGCCCCUGCGGUCUUUCUUUUCUUCGUAUUUGAAGUCACUGCCAGGUGUAAGGAAGAAACUUCUUUCACCACUUGAGCUACCUGCUAAAGAAAACAAAGAGGAGAGCACAGAGAUCAAGCCGUGGAAGGAGUUUGAUAAAUCGAAGCUGUACAUGGCUGACCUUGAAUCUGGAUUGCAUUACCUGUUCCGGGUAGAGCUUGCUACGCACAAGAUGCUUGAGGGAGCUGAGCUAAAGACCUUCAAGGAUUUUGUUACCAUCUCUGCCAAGCUUUUUCCUGGCCGUCAGCCUGUGGUGAAGUUGUUAGAGACCUUGCAAGAGUGGCUGGUGAGCCUUCCAUUAGACAAAAUCCCUUAUGAUGCUAUUCUAGAUCUGGUCAACAACAAAAUGCGGAUUUCUGGGAUAUUUCUCACUAAGAGAACAGAGUGGGUUGGAUGUCAGGGCAGCAGGCCGGAGCUCAGAGGCUAUACUUGUUCCCUUUGGAAGCUGUUUCAUACCCUAACCGUGCAGGCUGCGCUGCGACCAACAGCUUUGAUAAACACAGGUCUUGAGGACAAUCCCCAAGUAGUGCUUCAGAUCAUGCGAAGAUACAUUCGUCACUUUUUUGGAUGCAAGGCUUGUGCUCAGCACUUCGAGGAAAUGGCCAAGGAAUCCAUGGACUCGGUGCAAACCCUGGACAAGGCUGUUCUCUGGCUCUGGGAGAAACACAAUGUAGUAAAUAACAGACUUGCAGGUGAUUUGACGGAAGACCCAAAAUUUCCCAAAGUUCAGUGGCCAACUCCAGACCUCUGUCCCGCGUGUCACGAGGAAAUUAAAGGCUUACACAGCUGGAACGAGGCCCAAGUCCUGCAGUUCAUGAAGCAUCACUACGACAGUGAAAAUAUUCUGUAUAGAUACACCGAGAGCCAGACUGACUCCAGUGAAAAUGAACUAAAAGAUACAAGGGAGGAGAAAGACAAAAGCCUGCUGGAGAAACCGGGUGGAAACAGAGAAAACGUGGUCCUGAACCAAGAAAACAGAAGAGAUUCAGAAUCUAAGCUGUUCAAUAAGCUAAUAGGGAACCACAGACCUGCCAAGGACAGCGGUAAAAGUGCGUUUGAGUCCGUUCACCAUCAGGAGAGCAGGCAGUCUGUCAUUUUCUUAGGGAUUGGAUUUUCCAACAUAGACAUGAGUCUGUGUGUCGUCCUGUAUGUGGCAUCGUCCUUGUUUUUGAUGAUCAUGUACUUUUUUUUCCGCAUGAGGUCGAAGCGGUGGAAGGUGAAGUAUUAUCGCUCGUCUGUCUAAGAGCUUACAUUGGAAGCACAGGUUUUUUUUGUUGUUGUUGUACGUGGCUGUUCAGUACCAGAUAACAGCUUUUAAUAUUUAUGAUCAGGGAUUUUAUAUACAAUACUCCUUGUUUUAAAACCCUUUCUUCCCAAGUCAUUUCACGAGUGUUCUAGCUUAAUAUGUGGCGCUUGCUGUAAGAUCCCAAACCUUUCACUCUGAGGCUCACAGUGCUGUCACCCACUGAAGGAAGUGUUGCAUUUUUCAGUGAGGAUCUUUCCGUGACCUACAUCAUUUACUCAUUUGCAAAGUAAGCAUGACAUAAUGCAAUCGGCUGGGGCUGGUUUUGGAAAGAAACUGGAUAUUGUUUUGUGCACAUCAAGUCGGAUUUUUUUUUUUAGAUUUAUGCAGAACUCGUUUUACCUACCAGAGGUGGUCAUGAGAUCUACUUUAAAUCAAUUCUAAGCCUCCGUGGCUUUCUCAAGUGUUACUCACACUGCGUAUAUAGAGUAGAAAGCAUUAUGUCUUCAAGCAAGUCUUCCAUGCCCUCGUGUUGCAGGCAAGGAUGUGCAUGCCUCUGUGAGGACGGGAGGCCUGGGGCAGGGUGCAUCUCUGCAUGCAGCCCGAUCGUGUUUGCUGAUGCAAACUCCAUGUAAUGGAGUUCAGGUGUAAGCAACAACCAACUCAGACCUGGUAUUUUAUGUGCUCCUCUGUUGGAUGCAUUAACAGGGCAUGAGGUGACUCACUCAUUUCUGAACUGGAGGAGCAACGAAGUAGUGAAUGUGGUGUUAGCUGGGUGCUGAUUCUGGUGGACUCCCGCAAAGGGAAACACCAUUUUUAGUGAAGGAAACUGAAGCUGUAUGCAUCGGCAUGCCAGAGCCAAUGCAUAGAUCUAGAAAUACUAAAUCUCUUCUGGUGCUGAGUGGUUCCGUUGCGUUACAGCAAUUGUUCUUCCUGUCAGUCAGCACUGAUGCUUCAUUCGGUGCCGCCGGUUCUGGGCUCAGAGCAGUGUCACCUGCUGGCUGUGAGGGUGUCUGUGCAUGACCUAGAGCAGCCAGCUUCUGUUGUUCCUGUGCUGGAGAGCUCUGCUGUGUGGGUCAGGGAGGGUUUUAACUGUAGGUAGGUCCAAGAGCUCGUCAGUUCCGGGAUGUGGCAGCAAUUUGGGAGUAUGGCGAUUGCCGGUACGGAUCUGCCAGGGAUCCUAACUGACAGCUAUUAGAAGAAGGCAUGAAAACAGUUAGAAAAUUACCAUUCAGAAUAGGAGUUCCUUUCUGAUCCUAGCUGUGGAGGAUAAUUCAUGUUCUGGAUAGUGAAGUUUAUAAUCCUAUCCAAUGUAAUUGAGCAUGUUCUAGUUAUCCAUUACCUAAUCUUUAGUUAAUCCUAAUAGGUUUUGGCCUUAAUGUUUUCUUGUGGCAGUGAGUUCUACAGAUUAAUUAUGUUAUAUAAAAAGGCUUUUCCUUUCAAUUCUGCAUUUCCAACUUUUAAUUUAAUUGAACGUUCACCAGCUCUUCUGUUACAGGAGGAGUGAGUAGUCCCUGGCCAAUUCAUUCCUGGAUAUGUACUGGUGUGUGUCAGCCUCUUCUUUCCAUUGUACGUCCCAGCAUCAAAAGCUUCAAGCUCAGCUAAAAAAAAAAAAAAAAAAAAAAAAGGUCUAAAAUUGAAUGCAAAAAUACAGAUAAGAGAUCUUUUCAUCACUGAACCUGUUUAUUUACAAAAUGGAGUUUUUGACAGGUUUUUCUGCAGCUUCAAACUCUGAUAAUAGAACUGAACCAGACGACUGUUCCUUGUUCCUUUUAAGUGUCAGAAUAACUUACAGGUAAGGUCACAACCCCGUGUAGUUGUUGUAAACAUGUCAGAGGACAAAUUCUCUGUUCGUGUGGCUCUGAUGUUCCGUGCACAUGAGGGGGAGCGUUACCUGCAGCCCUGCCCAGCCACCCAUGCAAUGUGGGCUCUGUGCCUGCAACUGGGCACCUUCCCAUGGCCACGCUCUGUGUCCAUGGAGCUGGGAGCUGCCAUGAAGGACAGAGGGACAUGAGUGUCUCCCUGCUGGGAGGCAGCUUCUAUGUAUGGCCUCCUGCGAAUGCUGCUCUCCUUUUUGAACCCGCAGCAUCAAACCUGCUUUGUGAGAAGCCUUGCUGUUGGAGAGCUCUGGUGCAAGGAGCCCUUGUGGGUCUCUUUUCUUUAGAAAUUUGUGAGUGUCCCUGUGAUUAUAGAACCUGGGUUUGAUCAUUGAAACAACUUGUAAGCAACUAGAAGGAUAGUUAACCAGAGGUGGGUGUUGUCUGGAUGGGUUGAUCUGUGCUUGGAGCUGGCAUCCUGUGGGAGGUCCCGGGAGGAGCUGAGCUGGUGGCAAGGCCCAGACUUGCUAUAUUUAAGCUUGAAAAUUGGUUCACUUCUAACUGAUCUGAUCUGGGGAGAUCUUGGUAUCAGCCAACAGUCAAAGUUGUUUUGCUUCUUAGAACCAAGCAAAAAACUGAACUAAAUCUAGAGGAGCAGUAAAAGGCAGCGCAGGGAGCACCAGCUCUGGAAGAUGCGCCCGGUUUCCAUGGGACUGCUGGGCUUGCUGCUGUCAGUGUCAGUGCACGUUCUGAAGCAGAGCAGUAUUUAGUGCUGUUCAGAACUUACUGAAUGCAUUACAGAGCCCAGUGUGUUUGACUCAUUGAUUGGAUUUUCAUCUGCAAAGGAAAACAAAAGGCAGUGAUGGUUUGUAGCGGUGAUUCUGCCAUCGGAACAGCAGCAAAUGUGUUGGAAUAAGGUUAUGUUUUGGUACAUACCAACAACUUUCAUGACAAAAUGAACAGACGCAGCUUUGCAGUGGUGAUUUUUGGUUCUUAUAAGCAUAAAAGCAUGACAUGGAGGUGUCUGUUAUCCGUGUUGGAGCUCCUGCUCGGUGUUGCCUCUAUACUAGCUCAGGCUUUCCCUUGAAUUGCUGUUAGUGCCCUCAUCUGGAAAGGUCGUCUUGACUUUGAACUCAGUUGUGUCAAUCUUGGUUUACUUAUUUUGUGUCUUUGUCAUGACAAAUGUUCUCCUUUCGUGCCCUUGGAUUGUAAACACGGGUUACAUGUGCUGCGAGGUGUCACACAGCGUCUCCUCUCUUACCAUGCUUCCCACCGUCCCCUUGGUCCUGAGACUUCUGUUUCUGUGCCGUGUAACAAGUUUCUGCAGUGCCACUUUCAUCUGUGCAUCACACCGUCCUCGGAGCAGCCGUUUCCAGCCAGGAUUUGUGGCCCUUCGUGAUUGAUGGAGCCUUCUUCGCUCUUCAGAUGUUUGUGAAGAGGAAACACUGGACCUGCAUAGAGGGAGAAGGAGAAGGUCGAGUGCUGAAGAACCCCAGUGACGUUAUUCCCAAGAGCUCUGGUUUUGAAUGGCGGUGUGAUCCAUGCCCUUACUGCUCAGAACUGGCUGGGAACUGCGAGUGGAACAAAAGCUUCCCGCUGUAUUUUCUCUGUGCAUCACGUAGGAGAUGUUGAGGAUAAUGGAUGUAACAGUUCAGUUAUUUAAACGCUUUAUUUAUUUCAAUUCGGUGACUUGACAUUUUCAUGUCUGUUCUGUUGGGGAGGGGUUAAAGUCUAAGAAGGAGAAGCGAACGUUUUGUAUGAAACUGUAAACUGAUGUGCUUGUAAAAAUACAGACAUUGGGCAAAGUG